Messenger RNA from Candidozyma haemuli, 1278 nucleotides. RefSeq names its product Erd1p (gene ERD1). The transcript has a single exon. The record is from RefSeq and is a predicted model, not a curated record. Gene Ontology annotation, cellular component: membrane; cytoplasm. Bases 1 to 1278 code for a protein of 425 amino acids. NCBI's taxonomy places the organism in Eukaryota, Fungi, Ascomycota, Pichiomycetes, Serinales, Metschnikowiaceae.
AUGUCAUUCGACGACCUUAAGUUAAACGACAUUAUCCCACUUCCUUUCAGGAUCCUUCUAUUGGUCCAAUUCGGUAUCCACCUUUGGUAUACACUCGUGUGGUACUGUUAUAAGGUCCAUGGCAUAAACGUGUUGGCGUUGCUCAACCUUUCCUAUUCUCCACAUAAGUACCCUUCGAUAUCAUAUAUUGACGAAGCCAACUAUGGUGAGUUUGCUACGUCGUCUGUGGCAGACCUUUCAGAGAACCAGCACUUGGUCAAUGGCAUAAACCGUAACAUCAAGGUUACAUUAUUGGCUAACGUGAGUGGGCUCUUCUUUUACUGGUGUUCGGCGCUUUUCGUUGACGACGACUCGAAAGCGUUCUGGUUCUUCCGGGCUGUUCUGCCAACAAUACUCAUGAUACACACACUUUAUAGAUUCUUCCUACAACGGGGCACGAUUGCAACCGUCCGCAUAAACACUACGGUUAAGCGAAUUCUUUUUGGCGAUAUCAAUUCGUCGACUAUGAGAACAAACGAUAUCCUCCUAUCGGAUUCCUUGAUUUCUUACGCCAAAGUUAUUAACGAUUGGGGUAUGUUUGUUUGGAAGACAUACAUUCCUACAGAGCUGAACUAUAACGCUGAGCUCGAAACCUUUAUGCUUUCAAUGCCAGCGCUUAUUCGUAUGAAACAAUGUUGGUAUGAAUACCUGAUAACCAAGCAGAGACAGCACUUGUUUAACUUCUUGAAGUACUCCAUGAGUCUCGGUCCUGUGAUCAUCAAUUUACUCAUUAAGCUCAAGAUGACCCAGCUCACCGAAGAUGCUGAUGUUUCCGCUCAAUUGAACGUUCUUAAUCGCUGGUGGUACUUUUUGUCUACCAUCAGUGCAUCAUACCUGUUUUUCUGGGACGUGAAAAUGGAUUGGGGCUUUAGCAUGUUCGACAUCUUGUUGCACAGAAGAGGCUCCCAUUGGGUCCUUUUACGUGAGCCAAACAAGUUGGUUUACAAUAACACCAUUGCAUACUUCACCAUCAUAGGACUUGAUUUUGUGCUUCGGUUUAUCUGGGUUCUCAAACUCUUUGUUAUCAAGGAAACUGAGGUGAGAUUAGGUCUCAAGAACAAGGUUGGAAACUUCUUGUUUGGACUUGAUUUCUUAUCCUUGGGAUACGCUUUGCUUGAAUUUCUUGAAAUUGUCAGAAGGUGGCUUUGGUGUUUCCUUAAACUAGAAAGUGACUUGGUCAAACUACAAUAUGGCGAUACUAAGAACGCUAUCCCGCUAGCGUCCGUCAAGAUCGGGUAA